Molecule: messenger RNA, 780 nt
Organism: Serpula lacrymans var. lacrymans S7.9
Lineage: Eukaryota; Fungi; Basidiomycota; Agaricomycetes; Boletales; Serpulaceae
Exons: 7
Coding region: 1-780 (259 amino acids)
Source: RefSeq, a predicted model, not a curated record
AUGGCUGGCAAUAUUGUCAACAAGACAUGUCACUGGCCUUUCUUCAUACUACCUCAGGGGCCAAGAAUUUCUUUCAAGUCUGGUGUUGUACAGAUGAAGAUCAAACAAUUGGAAACUUCAAGGCACACAUUUAGUAAGCCUGGAAAAAAUCUUGUUUAUGAUAAGCAGUACACAGUCAACAGCACUGCUGUGGAGAACAUCCUUAAGGAACAGUCCCUGGUUCCUACAGCAAUCACAGGUUUGGUGCUACACCAGUUCAAAAAGAAAACUUGUGGCGCUUUCAGAACCCGUGAGCUGAAGUGGGAAACAGACACCCAAUUUUGGUGUGCUGUGUAUCAUGGUUGCACUACCUUGGAGAUAAAGCAGAGUGGAGCACAUUUAUCGCAAGCAGAUCAGACAAUUUCCUCCAGCCAAUCCCUUCCUUCUUUGUGCCAACUUAAACCUCUUCCUUCCUCGAGCCAGCCCCUUCCUCCUUCAAGCCCACCUGAAAAUUUCAAACUGUAUCCAAACAACGUACUCCAGCCAAACGACAAUGGAUGUGGAGUAAAAAAAAUUUCCCUCAAUACUUACAAGGUUCAUACAAUGGGUGAUUAUGUUUCCACCAUCCAAAAGUUUGGAACUACAGACUUGUAUACUAUGGAACUUUUUGCUACUAGGGGGAACUUGAACAUUGCACACCCAAAGCCCAAUAUGCACGCACAAGUUGUAAAUUAUAUGUCCAACAGAUCACAUGCAUCAAACAAUGUGAAUACCAAAUUUGGCACAUUCACAAGUGCAUAA